AUGGUCUCCAUGGAGAAAUCGAUGUCCAAAAAAAUUCAAAGAAUCCAUCAAUGCGACUCGGAUGGUCGCCAAAACGAUUUUGUUGUAGUUAAUAUGGAUGGAGCAUUGCUCGUCGAGCGCAAUCCAUUCGCGUAUUUUUCUUUGGUAGCAUUCGAUGUUGGUGGCAUUUUAAGGUUUUUCAUUUUGGUCUUAGUUAGUCCUUUUGCGUUGUUUUUUUACCAUAUGGUCUCCGAAUCUUUGGGGAUUAAGGUGCUCGUAUUCGCGACAUUUUUUGGAGUGAGAGUCUCGGAAAUUAAAUCCGCGGCUAGGGUUGUUUUGCCAAAAUUUUAUUCGGAGGAUUUGCAUCCGAAGACUUGGUCGGUGUUUUCUUCAUGUAGGAAGAAGUGUGUAGUCACGGCGACGCCAAGGAUUAUGGUCGAGCCAUUCUUGAAGGACUAUUUGGGCGCGGAUGUUGUUUUAGGGACGGAGAUUUCAUCGUAUAAGGGUUUUGCGACGGGGUUUGUGGCCAACACGGGCGUGUUGGUUGGUCGAAAGAAGGCUAUUGCUUUAAGGAAGGAAAUGAGUGAUGAAUCAAUGCCUAACAUAGGAAUUGGAAGCUCUGAUUUGGAUUUUCCAUUUAUGGAGCUUUGCAAGGAAAUGUACAUUGUGCCAUCGAGUCAAAAGGUGCAACCUUUGAAGCCAAGUACGUUGCCAAAGCCCGUAGUAUUUCACGAUGGUAGACUCGUUUGUAGGCCAACUCCUUCGAAGGCAUUGCUACUCAUUUUGUGGUUCCCGAUUGGAUUAUCCCUAUCACUUAUCCGCGCUUUUUUUGUUUGUGUAUUGCCUCUCACAUUAACCCUAAAAACCCUAAAUCUACUUGGUUGCCCUAUAAUCAUCAAAGGCGUACAACCCAAAAAUUUAAAAUCUUCAUCCGAACAAAAUGGGGUUGUCUUCAUUUGCAACCAUAGAACCCUAUUGGACCCAAUUUACGUGUCAGCGUGCUUGGGCGAGAGUACUCCCGCGAUCACAUACUCUUUGUCAUCAUUCUCUGAAAUUAUGUCCCCGAUAAAAACCUAUAGGGCCACGAGGGACCGUGCGAAAGAUGCUAAAUUGAUGCAAACACUUUUGAGUCACGGGUGUUUUGUGAUGAGCCCCGAAGGAACAACUUGUCGAGAACCGUACCUACUUAGGUUUUCGAAGCUAUUCGCGGAGUUGACCGACGAGAUUGCGCCGGUGGCGAUUAAUGUAAGAGUGAGUAUGUUUUAUGGGACAACGGCUAGAGGACACAAAUGGUUAGAUUGGUUGUUUUUCUUCAUGAACCCUAAGCCAAUUUAUGAGGUCACAUUCUUGAACAAGUUGCCACGUCAUCAAAGUUGUCAUGGAGGAAAAUCGAGCCAAGAAGUUGCCAAUGGUGUUCAAGAAAUGAUUGCAAAGGUUUUAAACUUCCAAUGCACCAAUCUUACGAGGAAGGAUAAGUAUCAAUUGUUGAAUGGAACAAAUGGUUUUGUUAAUUAG
This is a messenger RNA of Andrographis paniculata, 1494 nucleotides long. Its product is annotated as glycerol-3-phosphate acyltransferase RAM2-like. The coding region runs from base 1 to 1494 and encodes 497 amino acids. The transcript has 2 exons. Gene Ontology annotation, molecular function: glycerol-3-phosphate 2-O-acyltransferase activity; phosphatase activity. Gene Ontology annotation, biological process: cutin biosynthetic process. Gene Ontology annotation, cellular component: membrane. The record is from RefSeq and is a predicted model, not a curated record. Lineage: Eukaryota; Viridiplantae; Streptophyta; Magnoliopsida; Lamiales; Acanthaceae.